Diabrotica balteata is the source of this 807-nucleotide messenger RNA. The record is from the annotation of a GenBank genome assembly. NCBI's taxonomy places the organism in Eukaryota, Metazoa, Arthropoda, Insecta, Coleoptera, Chrysomelidae.
AUGAUUUUCGCUGUAUUUUCUCUCUUUAUUAUCCAAGCGUUUGCUGCUCCUAGGCACGAUUUGGGUAUUAUAGGUGGUGAAAAUGCCACACUAGGUGAGUUUCCUUAUAUAGUUGCCGUGGAAGAUUGCGAUGGGAUGUGUUUUGUAAAAUGCGGAGGCGUUUUAUUAACUGAAAGUUGGAUUCUCACUGCUGGCCAUUGUAACAAAGACGAAUUUUUCGACGAUCUUCAGGCCCACGUUGGAAUUACAAAUGUGGAAGAUCCAAACCAGCAAUUCAGGCAUAUAGUGAAAAUUAUUGUUCAUCCAAAAUUCGACAAAAAUCUUAAAAUCAGUUCGCACGACAUAGCGGUCAUGAAGCUUAAGACACCGCUUAUAUUAAAUGAUAGAGUAAAAGUUGCUGUUCUACCAAAACCAAACACUAACGAAUCACCUGGAAAUGCCACAGUGACAGGUUGGGGAGCAAUACAAGUUGAACCCACGAAAAAAUAUCCUGAUGACCUACAAAAAGCUGUAGUUCCAAUUGUUGAAUAUAAUGAUUGUAUGGCCAAACUUAAGAAAGAAGUAGGUGAGGAUUUACCCGAAUACAACAACACUGCUGUUUGUACUGGGCCGUAUAGCGGAGGAAUUGGACCUUGUUAUGGAGAUUCUGGUAGUCCUUUGGUUCAAAAUGACGUUGUUAUAGGAUUGGUCUCUUGGGGAUCCAAGCCCUGUGCUUUCGAAGGCGCUUUAGCCGUUUAUACCAAAGUUAGUUCAUUCAUUGACUGGAUACAGGAAAAUAUUGAUGAGCAAUUGAGCUUUGAAAAUUAA